This is a messenger RNA of Sipha flava (yellow sugarcane aphid), 1698 nucleotides long. Its product is annotated as zinc finger MYM-type protein 1-like. Lineage: Eukaryota; Metazoa; Arthropoda; Insecta; Hemiptera; Aphididae. The transcript is spliced from 4 exons. The record is from RefSeq and is a predicted model, not a curated record. Bases 1 to 1698 code for a protein of 565 amino acids.
AUGGACAUUCGACAUUUUUUCAAAAAACCACGUCUAGAAAAUGAUGAGAUAGAAAAUAGUUUUAAUAACCAGUCACAACCAACUGAACCAGCGAAAAAUGCAUCUCCUGAAACAAAUGUAUCAGUGUCACUUCCAGAGAUUGUGCACCAACAUGACAUAGGAUUAUAUGUGAAUAAACCUGCAACUGAAACUAUUGACUUGUUUCCGGGGCUUCAAAUUUUGAUUUGGACACCUCCAGAAAACUAUAAAUUUCCUGUUUCCGAAAAAAGAAAUUUAAAAUUUCAAAGAAGUUGGUUGCUCAAAUAUAAAUGGUUGACUUAUUCAGCAAUUAUGAAUGGCGUAUUUUGUAAGUAUUGUGUGCUGUUUUCUGUCGGAGGUGGAGGAAUUGGACAUCAAACGUUGGGACUGUUAGUUAAAAACCCGUUUACAAACUGGAAAAAAGCUUUAGAAUCAUUUAGUUACCAUAACUCACUAGAGUAUUAUAAAACUUCAUUAUUAAAAUCAAAUAUGAGAGCAGAAAUUGAUAACCAAAACAUUUUACCUGUUGAUUUACAAAUUUCGGAACAACAAUUAGAUUUCAUUAAUGAAAGUAAAAAAUGUUUGAUUCCUAUAAUCGAAACAUUAAUAUUAUGUGGCCGGCAGGGUUUGGCGUUUCGUGGUUCAAAUGAUUCAGGGAGAAUAACCUCCGAAGAACCUUUAACUAACGAUGCAGAUGAAACUGCCGAUAUUGCCGGCACAGAACAAGUCUCAAUAUGUGUAAGGUAUUUAAAUUAUGAUGACAGUAAAUUAAAAAUAUGUGAAGAUUUUUUAAGCUUUGUACCUGUAGCAGAUUUAACAGGGAAAGGUUUAUCAAAUAUUAUUUUGGAUUUCCUUGAACAAUCUGGAAUUGACUGUGCUUAUUUAUUUGGACAAGGGUAUGACGGGGCUAGUACUAUGAGUGGUGAAUUUCACGGAGUUCAAUCGUAUAUCAGAGAAAAGUAUCAUUUAGCACUCUACUCACACUGUGCUGCCCAUAGUUUCAAUUUGGCAGUUAGUGCCGCAUGUAGUAUCCCCCAAAUUAGAAACUGUCUCGGUACAGUCCAAUCUAUUUACAACUUCUUCAAUACACCAAAACGACAAAUAGCACUUCAUGAUGCAAUACAAAAUAAUGACACUUUGUUACAAGAAAAGAAAAAAAAACUUAAAAAAUACUGCGCAACAAGUACUUGGACAGAUUCAAAAACAACAUCCGGAUCUUUUCAACUCCUUUCAGCUAUAAAAACCUUACAGUUUCAAGUAUCAAUUCACAUUUUGCAUUCAGUACAUGCAUUGGCUUUAUCAUUAAGUAGAGUUUUACAAACAGAAAAUCAAGAUUUGGUUGAGGCUGUUAAGUUAGUAGAUGCAGCAAAACACCAACUUGAACAAAGAAGACAAUAUUCUACAGAUAACUUCGACAAAAUUUUUGUGACUGUAGAAGAUAUUUGUAAGAAGUACAAUAUACCUGUGACUAAACCAAGACUUGCAUCACGUCAAACUAACCGUUCUAACAUUACAACAGACUCCGUAGCAGAUUAUUAUAAAAUUACUAUUUACAUACCCUAUCAUGAUUUAUUUAUCACUCAUCUUGAGGAUCGUUUCCUUAAACAUCGGAAUAUUUUGGCUAACUUCUCAUGCCUUUUUCCUAUUGAAACCAAAUCUUUAGACAAAGUUGCUUGUUAA